AUGGCUUCAUUUGAUGAAUACUAUUCAGAACCUGUUCCAUAUUCUAAGAAACAACAACAAUCAUCACCAGAUGUUAAAUUCUCUCUAUGGCAUACAUUUAAACGUCAUAUUCCGUAUUUUAUACUUACCAUUAUUUUUGAUCUCAUUCUUCCACUUGUUCUAUAUUUUACUCUAUACAAAAAAAUUGGCUCAGUUUAUGCACUUUUAGUCGCAGGUGCUCCACCACUUGUGAUGAUCGUUCUUAAAGGCUGUAUAUCAAGGAGAUUUGAUAUACUCGGUUUUCUUAUUUUGAUUGCUUUUGUUAUUUCGGCUAUUGUUGCUCUUGCUACAAAUAAUGAUACUAUACUUUUAAUAGAAAAAUCUCUUGUUACUGGUGUUGUUUCUAUUGUUUGUGCUAUAACAUUAUUUCCAUGUUCAUGUUGGCCAUGUGGAUAUUUGCCAUUUCGCUGUUGUCCACGUCGAUGUGUUUGGCGACCAAUUGCUUACUUUUUUUAUAAAGAUUUAUUGCCAACAAAACGAAAGGAUGUUGGUUUACCUGAUGAUAUAUUUGAUGAUCGAUCAAAAGCAAUGAAUGGACAAUAUGUAGAUGGUAUUUCAGAACGGAGAGCAGAACGGAAAGCAAAACGGAACGCUGAAAAAAAGGAAGUUAAACAAGUUUAUGACUGGAUUUACACAAACUGUCGAUCAUUUCGUUGUUCAUGUUAUAUAUUGACAAUUAUUUGGUCAGUAGGAUUUAUGUUAGAAUUUCUUGCCCGACUUGCACUUAUUCUUGCUCAUUUAACCACCAAAGAAAUUGUUAUUUGGAGCCAUGUUAUUCUGGGUGUAGUGAGUCAAGGAAUUGCAAGUCCUAUUCAGCCAUAUACUAGCUACAAAUAUUCAAUUGAACUUCAAAAUAAUGUAGCUGAUCUUUGGUGGACAGUAGAUGAAACAAAACAAGAAAUUACGUUUGAAUUACACAUAAAAACAACGGGAUGGAUUGCUUUGGGCAUUAGUCCAGCUGGUGGAAUGAAAGGUGCUGAUAUUGGACUUGGAUGGAUUGAUCAAUCAGGUCAAGUUCAUUUUCAAGAUCGACAUGCAUAUAAUAAUUCACGACCAGUCGUUGAUACUACAACAAGUGAUUGGUUUGCACUUCAAGGUCGUGAACAAAAUGGUUGGACAGUAAUUCAAUUUAAACGUUUACUUGAUACUUGUGAUACAAUGGAUGUUCCAAUCAAGUCCGGUACACAUAUUCUUAUUUUUGCUUAUGGUCUUGAAGAUCCUGAUAUGUCAUCACCAGAUGGUAUGAUUUACUAUCAUGAUAAUCGACGAGGUUCACGUAUAAUUCCACUACGAUCGUAUGGUAAUCCAUCACCUGAUGAAAAGUUUGCUGGACUUGAUUAUUUCGACUUCCGAUUGAAAGAUUAUAUUUUACCAUCAAAUGAUACUACAUAUCAUUGUAAAGUCUACAAAAUACCAGCAAGUCUAAAAGAACGAAGACAUGCAAUUGCUCAUAAGACAAUAAUUGAUCCAGCUAAUGUAGAUCUUGUUCAUCAUUUAUUGAUGUUUGAAUGUAAUCCUACAGUUGUAUUUGAUGAUAAUAAUUUACCAGAUGGUGAGUGUGAUGACAUUUAUAGACAAAUUCAGGAAUGUGCUGGCAAUAUUGCCACUGGAUGGGGUGUUGGUGGUGAAAGUAUUGUAGAAUUUCCAGAGAUUGCUGGUUAUCCAGUUGGAGGUGAUUUUGAAAUCAAAUAUUAUAUGGUACAAAUGCAUUAUGAUAAUCCAAAGAAAAUGUCAAAUCGUCGUGAUAGUUCUGGUAUUCGAUUCUAUCUUGGAAAUGAACUUCGUCAACAUGAUCUCGGUUAUCUCACACUUGGAACAGAUUCAAAUGCUGUUGGUAUUGCGAUUCCACCGGGUGCUAAUCGAUUUAUUCUUGAUUCAUAUUGUCCAGCAAGUGCUACAAAUCAAUUUCCUAAAUCAGGAAUAACAGUUACGACCGCUUUUCCACAUACACAUUUGCAAGGUACUAGUGUAUGGACUAAGAUAAUUCGUGAUAAAAAAGCUGUGGAUUAUUUAUUCAAUGGUGAAUCAUAUGAUUUUAAUUAUCAAUUUGAAAAUCGUCUUCCAAAACCAGUUCAAUUAUAUCCAGGAGAUGAAUUUGCUACUCGAUGUAUUUACAAUACAAUGAAUAAAGACGAAAUAACUCUAGGUGGUGAAAGAACAAAAGAUGAAAUGUGUUUACAUAUGUUUACUUAUUAUCCUCGAAUGAAUCAUUUCUAUGGUUGUAUGAACACUAAUUCUGAGAAAGCAUGGAAGCAAAUAAUGAAUGUUACUGAUCCAUUGGAGGACUAUAUGAAAUUUCAACAAUUGUUAAAAGAUUUAAAAUGGACACCAGAAUCUAUAAACAAAUGGCAAGAAUUUUAUGAUAAUGCUCCACGUCUUCUUAUUGGUGGUCGUGCAGGCAAUUAUACUUUGGAAGAACUACCAAAAUUACCAGAAUAUAUUGAUUUAAAAUCAGAAAUAUGCAAAAAAGUCAUUUCAAGCAAAGGUAUCCAUCAAACGUCAUUUGUUUCAUUAACAAUUAUUUUGUUUUUAAUUACGUUAACAAAAAACUUUUUUUAA
Molecule: messenger RNA, 2598 nt
Organism: Adineta steineri
Lineage: Eukaryota; Metazoa; Rotifera; Eurotatoria; Adinetida; Adinetidae
Source: the annotation of a GenBank genome assembly